Molecule: messenger RNA, 12964 nt
Organism: Neopelma chrysocephalum (saffron-crested tyrant-manakin)
Lineage: Eukaryota; Metazoa; Chordata; Aves; Passeriformes; Pipridae
Gene: TRRAP
Product: transformation/transcription domain associated protein
Exons: 72
Coding region: 395-11905 (3836 amino acids)
Biological process (GO): regulation of DNA-templated transcription; DNA repair
Cellular component (GO): nucleus; SAGA complex; NuA4 histone acetyltransferase complex
Molecular function (GO): transcription coregulator activity; protein binding
Source: RefSeq, a predicted model, not a curated record
CGGAGGGCCCGUGACGGGCGCGCUGCCGCAGGGAGCCAGAGCCAGAGCCCCGCAGUGGGCUGUGGGAUUUUAAAAUUAAUUUAUUUUAUAUUUUUUCUUUAAACUCCUCAUUCGAAGCCCUUUGUCACUCCUGCUUGCGGUUUUGUUUCUCCUGGCGGAUCAGCCCCCUCUGCUUGGAUUCCAGCCCUGCCGCCGCUCUCCCGGGGCCCCUGCGGGCCGGAUCGAGCCGUGCCGGCCGGAGGGACCGGCAGCGGCCCCGUCUGCCCCGGGCGGAGAUGGGGCCGGCGUGAUGGCGCCCUGGCCGCGGGGAGGAGCCGGUGCGAGCAGCGCUGCGGCGGGGAAGGUGUGUUGAUCUUGAUUUUAGGUACUGAAAGCUGACCUUUCCUCCUCGAAGAUGGCAUUUGUUUCAGCACAAGGGCCUACGGUGGUGGACCAAACCACUUUGAUGAAAAAAUACCUUCAGUUUGUGGCUGCUCUUACAGAUGUCAAUACACCCGAUGAAACCAAACUGAAAAUGAUGCAAGAAGUCAGUGAGAAUUUUGAGAAUGUGACAUCAUCCCCUCAAUAUUCUACGUUCCUGGAACACAUCAUCCCUCGGUUUCUCACCUUUCUGCAGGAUGGAGAAGUUCAGUUUCUGCAGGAGAAGCCAGCACAGCAACUCCGAAAGCUUGUGCUUGAAAUAAUUCACAGAAUACCAACAAAUGAACAUCUUCGUCUUCAUACAAAAAAUAUCCUAUCUGUGAUGUUUAGAUUUCUAGAGACGGAGAAUGAAGAAAAUGUACUGAUUUGCUUAAGAAUAAUUAUUGAAUUGCACAAACAGUUCCGACCAGCAAUCACUCAAGAAAUCCAUCAUUUCUUGGACUUUGUGAAACAGAUUUACAAGGAACUUCCAAAAGUAGUGAAUCGGUAUUUUGAGAAUCCUCAGGUGAUUCCAGAGAACACUGUUCCCACCCCUGAGAUGGUUGGCAUGAUCACAACCAUCGUGGUGAAAGUAAACCCUGAGCGAGAGGACAGCGAGACCAGAACACAUUCAAUAAUUCCCAGAGGAUCUUUAUCGCUGAAGGUCUUGGCUGAGCUACCUAUUAUUGUUGUUCUCAUGUAUCAGCUCUACAAGCUGAACAUUCAUAAUGUAGUAGCUGAAUUUGUGCCCUUGAUUAUGAACACUAUUAUAAUACAAGUUUCUGCUCAAGCAAGACAACAUAAACUUUACAACAAGGAAUUGUAUGCUGAUUUCAUUGCUGCUCAGAUUAAAACAUUGUCUUUUCUGGCUUAUAUCAUCAGAAUUUACCAGGAAUUAGUGGCUAAAUAUUCUCAGCAAAUGGUCAAAGGAAUGUUGCAGUUGCUCUCCAACUGUCCAGCUGAAACAGCACAUCUCCGGAAGGAGCUUCUGAUUGCUGCUAAACACAUCCUGACAACAGACCUGAGGAGCCAAUUUAUUCCAUGUAUGGAUAAGCUGUUUGAUGAAUCUAUACUUAUUGGCUCUGGAUACACUGCCCGAGAGACACUAAGACCCCUGGCUUACAGCACUCUGGCAGACCUGGUUCAUCAUGUCCGGCAGCAUUUGCCACUCAAUGACCUCUCUCUUGCUGUCCAGUUGUUUGCCAAGAACAUUGAUGAUGAGUCCUUGCCCAGCAGUAUCCAGACCAUGUCUUGCAAGCUUCUGCUAAAUUUGGUAGACUGCAUCAGGUCUAAAAGUGAACAGGAAAAUGGAAAUGGUAGAGAUAUUCUUAUGAGAAUGCUGGAGGUCUUUGUUCUGAAAUUCCACACCAUAGCCCGGUACCAGCUGUCUGUGAUUUUUAAGAAAUGCAAGCCCCAGUCUGAGCUCGGGGCUGCCGAAGCCGCGUUACCCGGGGUUCCAACAGCAGCAAAUGCAGCCCCUGUUCCUGUUCCAUCUCCUGCCCCAGCCACUCCAGUGGCCCCUGCACCAGUACCUGUAUUUGAAAAACAAGGGGAGAAGGAAAAAGAAGAUAAACAGACAUUCCAGGUCACAGAUUGCCGGAGCCUGGUGAAAACUUUGGUCUGUGGUGUCAAGACGAUCACGUGGGGCAUCACGUCAUGCAAAGCUCCUGGGGAAGCACAAUUCAUUCCCAAUAAACAGUUGCAACCUAAGGAGACACAAAUCUAUAUAAAACUGGUAAAAUAUGCAAUGCAAGCUUUGGAUAUUUAUCAGGUUCAAAUAGCAGGAAAUGGACAGACAUAUGUUCGAGUAGCAAACUGUCAGACAGUCAGGAUGAAAGAGGAAAAGGAAGUUCUGGAGCAUUUUGCUGGUGUGUUUACAAUGAUGAACCCUUUAACUUUUAAAGAAAUCUUUCAAACUACUGUUCCUUACAUGGUGGAGAGAAUCUCAAAAAACUAUGCUCUUCAGAUUGUUGCCAAUUCCUUCUUGGCAAACCCUACUACCUCUGCCCUCUUUGCAACAAUUUUGGUGGAGUAUCUCCUGGAUCGACUGCCAGAAAUGGGCUCUAAUGUGGAACUCUCCAAUCUGUAUCUCAAGCUGUUCAAGUUAGUCUUUGGCUCUGUUUCACUGUUUGCAGCUGAAAAUGAACAAAUGCUGAAGCCACAUUUGCACAAGAUUGUGAACAGCUCUAUGGAACUUGCACAGACUGCCAAAGAGCCCUAUAACUAUUUCCUGCUGCUCAGAGCACUGUUCAGAUCUAUUGGAGGAGGCAGUCACGAUCUGUUAUACCAAGAAUUCUUGCCGCUGUUACCAAACUUACUGCAAGGACUCAAUAUGUUACAAAGUGGGCUUCAUAAACAACACAUGAAGGACUUGUUUGUAGAGCUCUGCCUCACUGUGCCUGUUCGUUUGAGCUCGUUGCUGCCCUAUCUGCCAAUGCUGAUGGACCCCCUGGUGUCAGCUCUCAAUGGAUCCCAGACCCUGGUUAGCCAAGGCUUGAGAACCUUGGAAUUGUGUGUGGAUAACUUGCAGCCAGACUUUCUGUAUGAUCAUAUUCAGCCAGUUCGAGCUGAGCUAAUGCAGGCUCUGUGGCGCACUCUGCGCAACCCCGCAGACAGCAUUUCUCACGUGGCUUAUCGUGUGCUGGGCAAGUUUGGUGGAAGUAACAGGAAGAUGUUAAAGGAAUCACAGAAACUGCAAUAUGUAGUCACAGAAAUCCAAGGACCCAGUAUUACAAUUGAAUUUUCAGACUGCAAAGCAUCCAUUCAGCUCCCAAUGGAAAAGGCAAUUGAGACUGCCCUGGACUGUUUGAAGAGCGCCAACACGGAGCCCUAUUACCGGAGGCAGGCGUGGGAGGUCAUCAAGUGUUUCCUGGUGGCUAUGAUGAGCCUGGAUGACAAUAAACAUGCCUUAUACCAGCUCCUUGCACAUCCCAACUUUACUGAGAAGUCCAUACCCAGUGUGAUCAUUUCCCAUCGGUACAAAGCACAGGACACUCCAGCUCGGAAAACCUUUGAACAGGCGCUGACAGGGGCGUUCAUGUCCGCGGUGAUCAAGGACCUGAGGCCCAGUGCCCUUCCCUUUGUAGCCAGUUUGAUCCGCCACUACACCAUGGUGGCAGUGGCUCAGCAGUGCGGUCCUUUCUUGCUGCAGUGCUAUCAGGUUGGAAGCCAGCCUAGCACAGCCAUGUUUCACAGUGAAGAAAAUGGGUCAAAAGGCAUGGAUCCCUUGGUGCUUAUUGAUGCCAUAGCAAUCUGCAUGGCAUAUGAGGAGAAGGAGCUCUGCAAAAUAGGGGAGGUGGCUCUAGCAGUGAUAUUUGAUGUUGCGAGCAUCAUCUUGGGUUCAAAAGAAAGGGCUUGUCAGCUUCCCUUGUUUUCGUACAUUGUGGAGCGUUUAUGUGCUUGCUGUUAUGAACAAGCCUGGUAUGCUAAACUGGGAGGUGUUGUGUCGAUCAAAUUUCUUAUGGAACGGCUGCCACUGAUUUGGGUUCUCCAGAACCAGCAAACUUUCCUGAAGGCCCUUCUCUUUGUUAUGAUGGAUUUAACUGGAGAGGUUUCCAAUGGAGCAGUUGCUAUGGCAAAGACCACGUUAGAACAGCUCUUGAUUAGAUGUGCAACUCCUUUAAAAGAUGAAGAAAAAACAGAAGAAAUCCUGGCAGCACAAGAAAAGUCUUUCCAUCAUGUAACACAUGACCUUGUUCGAGAAGUAACCUCUCCAAACUCUACUGUGAGAAAACAAGCCAUGCAUUCAUUGCAGGUGCUUGCACAGGUCACUGGGAAAAGUGUCACAGUGAUUAUGGAGCCGCAUAAAGAGGUUCUCCAAGACAUGGUUCCUCCUAAAAAGCAUUUACUUAGGCAUCAACCUGCAAAUGCCCAGAUUGGCCUGAUGGAGGGAAAUACCUUUUGCACAACCCUGCAACCCCGAUUGUUUACAAUGGAUCUGAAUGUUGUUGAACACAAGGUUUUCUACACAGAGUUAUUGAAUUUAUGUGAGGCUGAAGAUUCUGCCUUAAUGAAACUACCUUGUUACAAAAGUCUUCCAUCUCUUGUACCUCUUCGAAUUGCAGCCUUAAAUGCUCUAGCUGCUUGCAAUUACCUGCCUCAGUCAAGAGAGAAGAUCAUUGCUGCACUCUUCAAGGCACUGAAUUCGACAAAUAAUGAACUGCAGGAGGCAGGAGAAGCAUGCAUGAGAAAGUUCUUGGAAGGAGCUACCAUAGAAGUGGAUCAAAUCCACACCCACAUGAGACCAUUGCUGAUGAUGUUGGGAGACUAUCGAAGCCUGACCCUGAACGUUGUGAAUCGUUUGACAUCAGUUACCAGACUUUUCCCAAACUCUUUCAAUGAUAAAUUCUGUGAUCAGAUGAUGCAACACCUGCGUAAAUGGAUGGAAGUUGUAGUUAUUACACACAAAGGUGGACAACGGAGUGAUGGAAAUGAAAUGAAGAUUUGUUCAGCAAUUAUAAAUUUAUUCCAUCUGAUCCCAGCUGCCCCACAGACUCUGGUUAAACCUCUCCUGGAAGUUGUUAUGAAAACAGAACGAGCAAUGUUAAUUGAGGCUGGCAGUCCAUUCAGGGAACCACUGAUAAAAUUUUUGACACGUCAUCCAUCCCAGACUGUGGAGCUGUUCAUGAUGGAAGCCACUUUAAAUGAUCCCCAGUGGAGCAGAAUGUUUAUGAGUUUCUUAAAGCAUAAAGAUGCCAAACCCCUGCGAGAUGUCCUGGCAGCUAAUCCCAACCGAUUUAUCACUCUGCUCUUGCCCGUCGGUACCCAGGCAGCCGUGAGACCUGGGUCUCCAAGCACCACCACAAUGCGUCUGGAUCUGCAGUUCCAAGCUAUCAAAAUCAUAAGCAUUAUUGUUAAGAAUGAUGAAUGUUGGUUAGCAAAUCAACAUUCCUUGGUGAAUCAGCUGAAACGUGUGUGGGUGAGUGAAGCUUUCCAGGAGAGACACCGUAAGGAGAACAUGGCUGCGACAAACUGGAAGGAACCAAAGCUGUUGGCAUAUUGCUUAUUGAAUUACUGCAAAAGGAAUUAUGGUGAUAUAGAGUUACUCUUCCAGUUGCUGCGAGCUUUCACGGGUCGAUUUCUCUGCAAUAUGACUUUCUUAAAGGAAUAUAUGGAAGAAGAGAUCCCUAAAAACUACAGUAUUCCCCAAAAACGGGCUUUGUUCUUCCGGUUUGUAGACUUGAAUGACCCAAACUUUGGAGAUGAGCUCAAAGCCAAGGUGCUGCAACAUAUCCUGAAUCCUGCUUUCCUGUACAGUUUUGAAAAGGGAGAAGGUGAACAGCUGUUAGGACCUCCAAACCCAGAAGGAGAUAAUCCAGAAAGCAUCACUAGUGUUUUUAUUACAAAGGUACUUGAUCCAGAAAAACAGGCUGACAUGCUGGAUUCCCUGAGGAUAUACCUGCUGCAGUUUGCCACGCUGCUGGUCGAGCACGCCCCGCAUCACAUCCACGACAACAACAAAAACCGCAACAGCAAACUGAGGCGCCUCAUGACCUUUGCCUGGCCCUGCCUCCUGUCCAAGGCCUGUGUGGACCCAGCCUGCAAAUACAGUGGCCAUUUGCUUCUGGCACACAUCAUUGCCAAAUUUGCCAUCCAUAAGAAGAUAGUUCUACAGGUUUUUCACAGUCUUCUAAAGGCUCAUGCCAUGGAGGCCCGAGCUAUUGUCAGGCAGGCCAUGGCUAUUCUGACUCCAGCUGUGCCCGCUCGGAUGGAGGAUGGACAUCAGAUGCUCACUCACUGGACGCGAAAAAUCAUUGUGGAAGAGGGUCAUACUGUUCCCCAACUAGUGCAUAUUUUGCACUUGAUAGUACAACAUUUCAAGGUUUAUUAUCCAGUGAGACAUCACUUGGUUCAGCAUAUGGUUAGUGCCAUGCAGAGACUGGGCUUCACUCCCAGUGUUACAAUAGAGCAAAGAAAAUUAGCUGUGGAUCUUGCUGAAGUGGUUAUUAAAUGGGAAUUGCAAAGAAUUAAAGACCAGCAGCCAGAUUCAGAUAUGGACUCAAGUGCAAGUGGAGAAGGAGCAUCUGCGUCAUCUGCUGUUAAAAGAGGAUUGUCUGUGGAUUCUGGCCAAGAAGUUAAACGAUUCAGGACAGCUACAGGAGCAAUAAGUGCUGUGUUUGGACGUAGCCAGUCCCUGCCAGGAGCCGAUGCCCUCCUUGCCAAGCCGAUUGACAAGCAGCACACAGACACAGUCGUGAAUUUCUUGAUUAGGAUCGCUUGCCAGGUAAAUGACAACUCCAACACUGCUGGAUCUCCUGGGGAGUUGCUGUCUCGCCGCUGUGUCAACCUGCUGAAAACAGCUUUACGGCCAGACAUGUGGCCCAAGUCAGAGCUGAAGCUGCAGUGGUUUGACAAGCUGCUAAUGACUGUGGAACAACCCAACCAGGCCAACUUUGCCAACAUUUGCACCGGUUUAGAGGUCCUGAGUUUCCUGUUGACUGUGCUGCAGGCCCCUGCUAUCCUGAGCAGCUUCAAGCCCCUGCAGCGAGGGGUGGCCGCCUGUAUGACCUGUGGGAACACCAAGGUGCUGAGAGCAGUGCACAGUUUGCUCUCUCGCCUCAUGGGUAUUUUCCCUACAGAACCAAGUACCUCAAGUGUAGCUUCAAAGUAUGAAGAGCUGGAAUGCCUUUAUGCUGCAGUUGGAAAGGUUAUUUAUGAAGGAUUGACUAAUUAUGAAAAAGCCACCAACGCCAACCCUUCCCAGCUCUUCGGGACUUUAAUGAUCCUGAAGUCUGCCUGCAGCAACAAUCCCAGCUACAUUGACAGGCUCAUUUCAGUUUUCAUGAGAUCCCUGCAGAAGAUGGUCAGGGAACACUUGAACCCACAGGCAACAGCGGGAACUGCAGAAGCAAAUACAGCAGGUACAAGUGAACUGGUAAUGCUCAGUCUGGAUCUUGUGAAAACUCGUCUGGCUGUGAUGAGCAUGGAAAUGAGGAAAAAUUUUAUACAAGCCAUUCUAACAUCUCUCAUUGAAAAAUCUACUGAUGCCAAAAUUCUUCGUGCAGUGGUAAAAAUAGUGGAAGAGUGGGUGAAAAACAAUUCCCCAAUGGCAGCUAAUCAGACACCUACUCUCCGGGAGAAGUCCAUUUUACUGGUGAAAAUGAUGACUUACAUUGAAAAGCGUUUUCCAGAAGACCUUGAAUUAAAUGCCCAGUUCUUAGACCUUGUUAACUAUGUCUAUAGGGAUGAGAAUCUUUCUGGUAGUGAACUUACAGCUAAACUGGAGCCAGCGUUCCUGUCGGGUCUGCGCUGUGCUCAGCCACUCAUCCGAGCCAAGUUUUUUGAGGUCUUUGACAAUUCCAUGAAACGUCGUGUUUAUGAGCGUUUACUUUAUGUGACCUGUUCCCAAAACUGGGAAGCCAUGGGAAAUCACUUCUGGAUAAAGCAGUGCAUCGAGCUCCUGUUGGCAGUGUGUGAGAGGAACACCACAAUUGGGACAAGCUGCCAGGGGGCCAUGCUGCCCUCCAUCACCAAUGUCAUCAACCUUGCUGACAGCCACGACAGGGCAGCCUUUGCUAUGGUGACCCACGUCAAACAAGAGCCUCGUGAAAGGGAAAACAGUGAAUCCAAAGAAGAGGAUGUUGAAAUAGACAUUGAAUUGGCUCCAGGAGAUCAGACCAGUACACCAAAAACUAAGGAACUUUCAGAGAAGGACAUUGGGAAUCAGCUGCACAUGUUGACCAACCGACAUGACAAAUUUCUUGACUCUCUUCGAGAAGUGAAGACUGGAGCGUUGCUGAGUGCCUUUGUUCAGUUAUGUCACAUUUCUACACCUUUGGCAGAGAAGACUUGGAUACAGCUUUUUUCACGACUUUGGAAAAUCCUGUCUGACAGACAACAACAUGCUCUAGCAGGUGAAAUAAGCCCUUUCUUGUGCAGUGGCAGCCAUCAGGUGCAGCGAGACUGCCAGCCCAGUGCCCUGAACUGCUUUGUGGAAGCAAUGUCACAGUGUGUUCCUCCCAUUCCCAUCAGACCUUGUGUCCUGAAAUACUUGGGUAAAACUCACAACCUCUGGUUUCGUUCUACACUGAUGCUGGAACACCAAGCCUUUGAAAAAGGACUGAGUCUACAGAUUAAGCCUAAACAGACAACAGAAUUUUAUGAGCAGGAAAGCAUAACUCCUCCUCAACAGGAAAUACUGGACUCCCUUGCUGAGCUCUACUCCUUGUUACAAGAAGAGGAUAUGUGGGCUGGACUGUGGCAGAAACGCUGUAAAUUCCCAGAGACAGCAACAGCCAUUGCCUAUGAACAGCAUGGCUUUUUUGAACAGGCACAAGAAACUUAUGAAAAAGCCAUGGAAAAGGCUAAAAAGGAGCACGAACGGAACAACGCUUCCCCUUCCAUCUUUCCUGAAUAUCAGCUCUGGGAAGACCACUGGAUUCGUUGCUCAAAAGAACUGAACCAGUGGGAGCCUUUGACAGAAUAUGGCCAGUCAAAAGGUCAUAUAAAUCCUUACCUCGUGUUGAAGUGUGCAUGGAGGGUCUCAAACUGGAUUGCUAUGAAGGAGGCUCUGGUGCAGGUGGAGUUGAGCUGCCCAAAAGAGAUGGCCUGGAAAGUGAACAUGUACAGAGGGUACCUGGCAAUCUGCCACCCCGAGGAGCAGCAGCUGAACUUCAUCGAGCGCCUGGUGGAGAUGGCGAGCAGUUUGGCCAUCCGGGAAUGGCGGAGGCUCCCUCACGUGGUCUCACACGUUCACACUCCCCUUCUCCAGGCAGCACAGCAAAUAAUUGAACUUCAAGAAGCAGCCCAAAUAAAUGCAGGAUUGCAACCAACUAAUCUGGGGAGGAACAACAGCUUACAUGAUAUGAAGACUGUUGUAAAGACUUGGAGAAACAGGUUACCUAUUGUGUCAGAUGAUUUAUCCCACUGGAGCAGCAUUUUCAUGUGGAGACAACAUCAUUACCAGGCCAUUGUGACUGCAUAUGAAAACAGUUCUCAGCAUGAUCCCAGUUCCAACAAUGCCAUGUUGGGAGUUCAUGCCUCUGCAUCAGCAAUUAUCCAAUAUGGAAAGAUAGCUCGGAAACAAGGGCUGGUCAACGUGGCGCUGGACAUCCUGAGCCGCAUCCACACCAUCCCAACCGUGCCCAUCGUGGAUUGCUUCCAGAAGAUUCGGCAGCAAGUGAAGUGUUAUCUGCAGCUGGCUGGAGUCAUGGGCAAAAAUGAAUGUAUGCAGGGUCUUGAAGUUAUUGAAUCAACCAAUCUGAAGUACUUCACCAAGGAGAUGACUGCUGAGUUUUAUGCACUGAAGGGAAUGUUCUUGGCACAGAUUAACAAGUCUGAAGAAGCAAACAAAGCUUUUUCUGCAGCUGUGCAAAUGCACGACGUGCUGGUGAAAGCCUGGGCCAUGUGGGGGGAUUACCUGGAGAACAUCUUUGUGAAGGAAAGGCAGCUCCACCUGGGGGUUUCUGCCAUCACUUGCUACCUGCACGCCUGCCGUCACCAGAACGAGAGCAAGUCAAGGAAAUACUUAGCAAAGGUUCUUUGGCUGCUGAGUUUUGAUGAUGACAAGAACACCUUGGCAGAUGCAGUGGACAAAUAUUGUAUUGGUGUCCCACCCAUCCAGUGGUUGGCCUGGAUCCCACAGCUGUUGACGUGCCUGGUUGGCUCAGAGGGCAAACUCCUCCUGAACCUCAUCAGUCAGGUGGGAAGAGUCUAUCCCCAAGCUGUUUACUUUCCUAUCAGGACCCUCUAUUUGACCUUGAAGAUAGAACAGCGAGAGCGCUACAAAAGUGAUUCUGGGCAACAGCAGCCAAGUUCAGUUGGGAAUCAGUCCCACUCUGCCUCAGACCCUGGGCCAAUCCGAGCCACUGCACCAAUGUGGAGAUGCAGCAGAAUUAUGCACAUGCAGCGGGAAUUGCAUCCAACACUUUUGUCUUCUCUGGAAGGCAUUGUGGAUCAGAUGGUCUGGUUCAGAGAGAAUUGGCAUGAAGAGGUUCUUAGACAACUGCAGCAGGGCCUGGCCAAGUGCUAUUCGGUUGCCUUUGAGAAAAGUGGAGCUGUUUCAGAUGCCAAAAUCACUCCUCAUACACUAAAUUUCGUCAAGAAGUUAGUCAGCACUUUUGGAGUAGGUCUUGAGAACGUCUCUAAUGUGUCCACCAUGUUUUCUAGUGCAGCCUCAGAGUCAUUAGCUAGGAGAGCACAGGCAACAGCUCAAGAUCCCGUGUUCCAGAAAUUAAAAGGGCAAUUUACAACAGAUUUUGACUUCAGUGUGCCAGGGUCAAUGAAACUUCACAACCUUAUCUCUAAACUAAAGAAAUGGAUCAAAAUUCUGGAGGCAAAAACUAAACAGCUUCCAAAGUUCUUCCUCAUAGAGGAAAAGUGCCGCUUUCUAAGUAACUUCUCAGCUCAGACUGCAGAAGUAGAGAUACCUGGAGAAUUCCUUAUGCCAAAGCCAACACAUUACUACAUCAAGAUAGCAAGGUUCAUGCCAAGGGUGGAGAUAGUUCAGAAGCACAACACUGCAGCCCGGAGGUUGUACAUCCGAGGCCACAACGGGAAGAUCUACCCGUACCUGGUGAUGAACGACGCGUGUCUGACCGAGUCGCGCAGGGAGGAGCGGGUGCUGCAGCUCCUCCGCCUCCUCAACCCCUGCCUGGAGAAGAGGAAGGAAACCACAAAAAGACACUUGUUUUUUACAGUGCCCCGUGUUGUGGCGGUUUCUCCGCAGAUGCGUCUGGUCGAGGACAACCCAUCAUCACUGUCCCUGGUGGAGAUCUACAAGCAGCGCUGUGCCAAGAAGGGCAUCGAGCACGACAACCCCAUCUCCCGCUACUACGACCGGCUGGCCACGGUGCAGGCCCGGGGCACUCAAGCCAGUCAUCAGGUUCUCAGAGACAUCCUUAAGGAAGUGCAGAGUAACAUGGUCCCACGGAGCAUGUUGAAGGAAUGGGCCCUGCACACAUUCCCCAAUGCCACGGAUUACUGGACUUUCAGGAAGAUGUUCACUAUCCAGUUGGCCCUGAUUGGCUUUGCAGAAUUCAUCUUUCACUUAAAUAGACUCAACCCUGAAAUGCUGCAGAUUGCCCAGGACACUGGCAAGCUAAACGUGGCUUACUUUCGCUUUGACAUUAAUGAUGCUACUGGAGAUUUGGAUGCCAAUCGUCCCGUUCCGUUCCGGCUCACCCCGAACAUUUCGGAAUUCCUCACCACCAUCGGGGUGUCUGGUCCCCUGACUGCAUCAAUGAUUGCAGUAGCUCGCUGCUUUGCACAGCCAAACUUCAAGGUUGAUGGCAUCCUAAAAACUGUGCUGAGGGACGAAAUAAUUGCGUGGCACAAAAAAACCCAAGAGGACACAUCCUCUCCACUCUCAGCAGCCGGGCAGCCCGAGAACAUGGACAGCCAGCAGCUGGUGUCACUGGUCCAAAAGGCUGUCACUGCCAUCAUGACUCGACUGCACAACCUGGCUCAGUUUGAAGGAGGAGAAAGCAAAGUCAACACUCUGGUAGCAGCUGCAAACAGCCUGGAUAAUCUGUGUCGGAUGGACCCCGCCUGGCACCCCUGGCUGUGACUUGAAAGUUUCAACAGUUUAGUUUUUGUUUUUUGGUUGGGUUUUUUUUUGUAUUUUUGGGUUUUCGUUUUUGUUUCUUUUGGUUUUGUUGUUGUUUGUUUUGGGUUUUGAUUUUUUUUUUUGCUGUUGUUUGUGGUGUGAGCCAUACAUUGUGUUAAGAAAAUGUGAAAAAAAAAAGCUUUCCAGCCCAUGGCUUACCUGUCACACUGCCUUCUGUCAGUUUUUAUUGUUGUGUUUACAGUAGUACAGCGAUUUUACUGUUUUUUAAUUUCAUGAGGAGAUGUUUCCUUCUGUGUAAGAAGUUUGUUUUAAUAUGCAGCAGCAGCUUUCACAAAUAGAUUAAAGUGAAGAGAGAAAAAUAAUAUACAAAAAAAUCUUAUUUUAUGAUGAAGACUAUGAAACUAGCAUUGUUAGAUUUAGGGUCUGCCAUUCCUAAUAACCUGCAGUAUAUAAAUUUUUUAUACAAUAGUAAGUACUUUUAAAAAAGAAAGAUACAGUAUUCCCUGUUACUGAAUUUUACUCUGUGAAAUUUUACUUAAUCACUCUCUCUUCAUUAUGCCAAAUUGAAGGCACAAAUAAAUUCUCUUCCUUUAAGUUUGCUUCAAAUUUACAUGAGCAAUGUUAGUUUGUACAGACAAUUUUAUACCAAAUGUUAUAGAGGUGAUUUUUUGUUAGGCACUGAGAAAAUGAUGAUCAAAUUGUGCUGACUUUUCCUGGAGCACAAGCUAUGUACAGUAAAAGUGUAAACCAUUUAGAGUAUUUGGUUUAGCUGUGGACAGUGUUUGGGGGGGAAGUUUAUAAAAGGAUGGAAAAAGCCAUCCUUUGAUACAUGUAUUUGGCUGCAAUAGAUAAAAAAUGAAAUCUUAUGAAAUUCUCUUUACUGUUUAGAAUUACAGUAGCUUCUUUAGAAUGAAUGUGUUCCUUUGUAAUUUAAGAAAAGAGCAGUUUAAUGUUUCACUUGUCUUUCUGUUGUGUUAUCAUUUUUAUAAAACUUCGGUGUUGAGAAUGUUAAAUUUGUACAGAGUGAUUUUUUCAAAAUAAAUAUUUUGUAAAACUCUG